AACCCACCCCUGACGCAUUGGGAAGCUUCUGAAUUUCAACCAAUGAACGAGCACGUUACAUUUACGCACAGGCGUUUCGGACCCCCGUUGUAAAUACGAAUGACAGACAGAGGCGUUGAUAUUAAUGACUUAGCACAAUCAUUACGGAAACCCGACUCGACUUUGUAUUUCAGGCUGAUGAGACACCGUUGAUGUCAUUCCUUAUACCAACCAGCGUCCUGACAGCCGAGGGAGGAAGACUGCCGUGUUCCACAGGUAGCUUGUGGCCAAUGCCACAGGCGCUACCUGGCCAGGGAAGUGGACUACCAACCGGACUACAGAGCUUGCAAGUUGGCCCCAACGAAUAUCCGUUGCCCUGCCUAGUCAGUUGCUGUGCAUCUGCCUUCAGGGAAAGUGGUCAUGUCAGACUUAAAUAAAGAGCUGGUGGAUUUAGUUUGGGGGAGACCAACAACCGGGGCAGUUUCCGCCUCCAUCUUUCGAAGAUGGACACAAGGGUUUGUGUUCAGCGAGAAUGAGCGCACAGCUCUCGAGCAGUUUGAAGGGGGCCCAUGUGCUGUAAUUGUGCCUGUACAGGCUUUCCUCUUGAAGACUCUUCUCUUUAACCCAGAGGCUUCAAACUGGCGAGACAUGACGGAGGAGAAGCAGAAAACUGUCCUGUGUUCCGGGCUGAGCGAAAUCCUGGAGUCGGCCUGUUCUAGCACCUCCACGGGGUUCUGCCUCGUGUCGUGGGCUAAGGGACAGAGCCCUCAUACGAAAGCACAGACCCAGUCACAAACACAGGACAUGCCGGCGCCGGAGAGCAGCCAGCCGCUAGAGGGGCAGCAACCCACUGCUUUGGCUGUUGAAGACCUCGGCUUUGAGCGAUUUCACAGCCUUCUUCAGAAGCGGGUGGUGAUGUCCGUGUCAGAUCUCCAAGCGGAGGUGCUUUCUCUCUACCACACCUGGAGGGGGUGUUGUGGAGUUUUGCUUUUCCUCUACUCUGUCAUCCUCACCAAGGGCAUUGAGAACAUCAAAAACGAGAUCCAGGACACACUGGAACCCCUUAUAGACCCAGUGCACGGCCAUGGAAGUCAGAGUCUGGUGAACCUCCUUGUUACGGGCCAUGCUGUCUCGAAUGUUUGGGAUGGAGAUCGAGAAUGUUCUGGAAUGAAGCUUCACGGUAUUCAUAAGCAGGCGUCAGUUGGCUUCCUCACGCUCAUGGAGUCAUUACGCUACUGCAAGGUGGGAGCAUUCCUGAAGUCGCCCAAGUUCCCUAUUUGGAUCAUCGGCAGUGAAACUCACCUCUCUGUUUUUUUCACAAAGGAGAUGUCCCUCGUUGGUCCAGAAUGUCCAUCAGAGCAGGCAAGGAGGGUCUUCCAGUCAUUUGAUCCUGAAGAUAACGGCUUCAUCCCAGACUCUCUGCUGCAGGAUGUGAUGAAAGCCCUUGACCUUGUCUCGGAGCCAGAAUAUGUCCGUUUGGUCAAGAACAAACUGGAUCCAGAGAACUUGGGCAUAAUUCUCCUGGGCCCGUUCCUUUUGGAAUUCUUUCCCGAUCAGGAUUCAGGAAUCCCGGACUCGUUCCCCGUCUACCACUACAACGGACUUAAACAGUCCAACCACAACGAGAGGGUGGAGUACGUGGAAGGGACGGCUUUGGUGCUAGGGUUCGAAGACCCCAUGGUACGGACCGACGAUACUCCAGUCAAGCGUUGCCUACAGACCAAGUGGCCCUACAUCGAGCUGCUGUGGACCACCGAGCGCUCUCCGUCACUCAACUAGUCUUGUUUGUACAUGCAACGGACCACUACUGCCUCCAUCUCACUCACACACACACACACUUGUGCGGUUCUGCUCCAGGGAGCUUAAAGAUAACGGGACCACAAACAACACAGACAUGUACACAUUCCGUAUACGCAACGUUAAUGAAUGAGAACUUCACAAAUGCACACUAAAAGACUCAAACAAACACACUGUAUAUGCCUGAAAUUCAUUCUCUCAGUCUCGAUUGAACUUACCUUUAAACGAUACUUAUUGUCUGUUCAGCACGGCUCGCCAUUUGUCACGUGGGAUGUUUAUCAUAUCGAACCGUCGCGCGUCACACGAACCCACGUGCUGGCGCGUGUACGGAGCUGUCACGGGAACUGUACGACUAUUCGAAGGACGGGUAACACAAAAGGAAUGACCAAAGCCUUCCACGUGAGAACACGGACUUUCACUCUCACUGCUCAACGUUUACAAUGUUCAGACCAACGUAAGCACGUGUGGAACUGUGGAAGUGUCUUCAAAGUUUUCCACGGUAUGUAAGAGCGCACACUGAACGAUGUACCUCAUGCACCGCGUCGAGAAGGCGGCCCGGCGAUCAUGUAUUUAUUAGCACGCUCACAGUUCCGAUUGUGGAAUAAACACUUUUUCUUGAGGACAUCCUCCUCUGUUGUUUAAAUCUGAAGCUCUCCCCGGGCCAACGUCAGAAAAUGUCAGGUUUCCGGGUCCAUCUGCAUCCUUUCACGGCGUACGUUUGCGCCGUGGAGGCUCACGAGGAAUAGAGCGAUACAUCUCCAGGAGGGUGAGUUGAAAUGUCUGAUAAAAAUGGUGUAAGAUGAUGUGUUCUCACCUAGUACACUUGAAGGAAUGUUUGUCUUGUACCUUACAGGGUCCAAACGGACCUGUCCAAACCCACUUGGUUAUGUACAAGUCUUGCUGAUAGAUUGAAAUAGUGAAAGAUACGCGUGAGUUCAUGCUCGGUACUGUUAAACAAAAUUGAUAAGAAGUCGCAUUCACACUGACUGGAUCUGUUUAACCUGAUGAGCUUUUAUUUGGGUGUCAAAUUUGCAUGCAACAAAAAUGUGCUAUGCCAGAGUGAUUUGCAAAGUGUACAUUUACCAUUAAUUGUGCGUGUCAGAAUCACCAAAUUAAAUCUUCAAACUGCAGUACAUUUUCCCCUUAUGUUUAACAUUUGGUUUCUAUUCAAACGUUUGAGCGCAUUUUUAUUUCACCUAUAG
Molecule: messenger RNA, 2978 nt
Organism: Syngnathoides biaculeatus (alligator pipefish)
Lineage: Eukaryota; Metazoa; Chordata; Actinopteri; Syngnathiformes; Syngnathidae
Gene: mindy3
Product: MINDY lysine 48 deubiquitinase 3
Exons: 16
Coding region: 400-1758 (452 amino acids)
Biological process (GO): protein K48-linked deubiquitination
Molecular function (GO): cysteine-type deubiquitinase activity; K48-linked deubiquitinase activity
Source: RefSeq, a predicted model, not a curated record